AUGCUAACUCUCAUUCCUUCGAUUCUACUCACUCUGAAACAACGUCUACCUGACUUCCCUAAUGUAGAUAAUGGUAUCUUCAUCCAUAAAGUUGUCAUGGGAUCACCUGCUGAUCAGUUUUCUCUUUUUUUUUUUCCUUUCUUUUCCUCCCAUUUUCUUCCCCUCCCUCCCUCUUCCUUCUUCCCCAGUUUCUUUUCCCCUUCUUCUUUCCCUUUCUCUUUCUUCGACUAUCUUUCUUCCUUCCACCCUUUCUUCUUCCUCUUCUUCCUUCCACCCUUUCUUCUUCCUUCCUCUUCUUCCUUCCACCCUUUCUUCUUCCUUCCUCUUCUUCCUUCCACCCUUUCUUCUUCCUUCCUCUUCUUCCUUCCACCCUUUCUUCUUCCUUCCUCUUCUUCCUUCCACCCUUUCUUCUUCCUUCCUCUUCUUCCUUCCACCCUUUCUUCUUCCUUCCUCUUCUUCCUUCCACCCUUUCUUCUUCCUUCCUCUUCUUCCUUCCACCCUUUCUUCUUCCUUCCUCUUCUUCCUUCUUUUUCUCCCCCACUUCUUCUCUUUCUUUUCUUUUUCUUUUCUCCUUUCUUCUUUAGGAAAUCAGCUGGCUAUCUUGAGGAAGACAACUGCUAUGAAUCCUGA
Messenger RNA from Acanthosepion pharaonis, 630 nucleotides. NCBI's taxonomy places the organism in Eukaryota, Metazoa, Mollusca, Cephalopoda, Sepiida, Sepiidae. The record is from the annotation of a GenBank genome assembly.